CGUCUGCUCUCUCAGCUAUAGUAAUGAUUUCUCGUUUGAUUCGUUAUCUAUUGGAGAGAGCGAGGCAGUCAGUAGUAGAGUGUAGGCAGUGCUACUGCGAGCUGCGAUACUCAGGGGCUGUCGCAAGAAUUGAAAUCCUCGGACUUAUGCUCGCCUAACAAAAAUGUUCUCCAGCUGGUGUCGCAACGCGAGCGCAUUACGCAACAACACAAGAAAUGCCUGCAGCUUCUUCACUGACAUUGUGCGCAUCGUCGAGGUCGGGCCCCGUGACGGUCUCCAGAACAUCAGGAAGGUUCUGCCCACCGAGACGAAAAUUGAACUGAUCAACCGACUGUCCCAAACCGGUCUACGUUCAGUCGAAGUCACCAGCUUUGUAUCGCCGAAAUGGGUACCACAGAUGGCUGAUAGUGCCGAGGUGUAUCAGGGCGUUGAGAAGAAUCCGAAUGUGGAGUACUCGGUUCUCGUCCCGAAUCUCAAAGGUUUGGACAAGGCCCUUAAGUUGGGUGUCAAGGAAGUCGUACUCUUUACAGCCGCCAGCGAGACCUUCAACCAGAAGAACAUCAAUUGCUCGAUCGCGGAGAGUCUGAAGAACUGCAAGGAAAUCACCAAGAUUUGCAAGGAGAAGAAGAUCAAAGCGCGAGCGGUGAUAUCUUGCAUCGCUGGCUGUCCCUAUGAGGGAGAGAUAAAGCCGGUGAACGUGGCGAACGUGGCCGAAGCGCUACUGGACAUGGGCUGCUACGAGGUCGGUCUGGGGGACACCAUCGGUGUGGCGACUCCCAAAAAGAUGGCUCAUCUCUUUGAAGAGUUAAAGAAGAUGACAGGAGGCGACGUCUGGAGGUUCGCCGUCCACUGUCACGACACCUACGGACAAGCAAUCGCCAACAUCUACGAGUGCCUCAGACAGGGCAUUCGAGUGUUUGACUCGUCAGUGGCUGGCCUUGGAGGCUGUCCCUAUGCCCCAGGAGCGUCUGGCAACGUCUCGACCGAAGAUCUGGUUUAUCUGCUGCACGGAGAGGGUUUUGAGACCGGAGUCGAUCUGGAUAAGCUGAUUCAAGUGGGACAGUUCAUCAGCGAGCAGAUUCCCAGCACGAAUCAUUCCAAAGCCGGCAGCGCCGUUCUUGCCAAGCUCAACCGUCAGUGUAAUUGAAUGUGCUGAUUGAUCGAUAUUUUUUCUCUCUAUCAUCGCUCAAUUUUAUCCAAUUUUAUUUCAACGUAUUAGUCCUUUUUUUACAACCCUACGGGUAUACUGUUGCGACGUCUUUAAUUGUUUUUCAACCUGAUGAAUGUAAAACGUGUAUGUAUUGUAUAUCGCGCAUGCAUUUACCUGGCGAGGUAGAUGCAAAAAAGUUGUAAAAUACAUUAUUUUUAUACGAUCUUAUAGCUGUUACCAUUUUACCCACUAUGUACAGAUAAACUUAGUCAGUCAUGAAUUUUA
Messenger RNA from Nasonia vitripennis (jewel wasp), 1435 nucleotides. RefSeq names its product hydroxymethylglutaryl-CoA lyase, mitochondrial (gene Hmgcl). Lineage: Eukaryota; Metazoa; Arthropoda; Insecta; Hymenoptera; Pteromalidae. Gene Ontology annotation, molecular function: hydroxymethylglutaryl-CoA lyase activity. Gene Ontology annotation, biological process: L-leucine catabolic process; ketone body biosynthetic process. The transcript is spliced from 2 exons. The coding region runs from base 164 to 1147 and encodes 327 amino acids. The record is from RefSeq and is a predicted model, not a curated record.